Molecule: messenger RNA, 838 nt
Organism: Camelus dromedarius (Arabian camel)
Lineage: Eukaryota; Metazoa; Chordata; Mammalia; Artiodactyla; Camelidae
Gene: WASHC3
Product: WASH complex subunit 3
Exons: 7
Coding region: 105-689 (194 amino acids)
Biological process (GO): actin filament polymerization; exocytosis
Cellular component (GO): WASH complex
Source: RefSeq, a predicted model, not a curated record
GAGGGGACUAGGGCCGGCGGUCAGACGGUGUUACCCGGUUGGGCGGGCCGGCCGGCCAGGCAGGGGUUUGUGGGUGAGCUUUGGGUUCCCCGCCCGCUGAGGAGAUGGAUGAGGAUGGGCUUCCUCUCAUGGGGUCAGGCAUAGACCUGACUAAGGUGCCAGCUAUUCAACAGAAAAGAACGGUGGCAUUUCUAAACCAAUUUGUGGUGCACACUGUACAGUUUCUCAACCGCUUUUCUACUGUUUGUGAGGAGAAGCUGGCAGACCUUUCUCUUCGUAUUCAGCAAAUUGAAACAACUCUGAAUAUUUUAGAUGCUAAGUUGUCAUCUAUCCCAGGCCUAGAUGAUGUUACAUUUGAAGUAUCUCCUAUAAGUGUCAGUAGUAUCACAAACGAAUCACAUUCUGUGACCACUUCAGAGCAACCACAGCAGAACAGUUUACAAGACUCUGGACCACAGGAAAGUGAAGUAACACCAGAAAAUAUCUUAACUGUAGCCAAGGAUCCAAGAUAUGCCAGAUAUCUCAAAAUGGUUCAAGUGGGUGUUCCGGUGAUGGCAAUAAGAAACAAAAUGAUAUCAGAAGGACUAGACCCAGAUCUUCUUGAGAGGCCAGAUGCCCCAGUGCCUGAUGGUGAAGGUGAAAAAAAUACAGAAGAAAGUUCAGAUAGUGAAUCUUCUUUUAGUGACUAAGCUUAAUUUUGAUAGCAAUUACAUAUACAUGUGUUGGUUCACAUUUACAUUCUAUAAUAGAGCCUGAACUCAUAGUCAUAAAAACAUCAAAUGGCUACAUAUCAACCACCAAGUGUUAAAAAAAUAAAUAAAUAAAGCAUUUAUAAUAA